AUGAGAACCUUCAGUCGUCUCUUUACGAGCAUUUUGCUCGCUGUGUCCGUCUCAGCUGCCGUUACCACGGUCGUUCCACCCGCGUCCAAGGGUGUUUGGAACGACCCUGCUAAUGCCCUGGUGUUGGAUGGAACCCUGACCGACAUCCAGACCAUCGUCGACACUGCUGCUGUCGUUGACCAGAAGGCUGGCGCCACCGGCGAACCCGACCAGCCUAUUCCAGACACUGCAGUUACUGCCGUGGAUGGCCAGCUCACCACAGCGGGUAUGCAUGACGCCAACUCCACUAGCACGCGACGGUCCAUCCUUCAGCGGUCGUCACGAAGAAGCGUCGAUGACUACGAGCUCGUUUUCUCCGGCACGGGAUUCGCUCCUGAAGAUCGCGACGCGUCCAUUCAAGGCACUGCAUACCUAACCUUCACUCUUGUACCCAAUGCAACCUACAACGUCGCCGCGUAUCUAAAUUUUUGUGACACUGUACAGCAAUGCGUGUUUGCCAACAUAUAUUACGAGUUCAACAACCCCGGAUUGGACCAUCACGAGACUUCCAACUUGAAGUGUGCUGUUUACGGCGACGUUCAUACGGCCGCGGAGAAGACCAAUUUCGGAGGGCAGCAACUCGCACCACCUCCAGCUGGUCUGACGUACAUCCAGCAGAGCAGUGGAUAUGCUUCAAAGACUCUCGUUGAUCCCGAGGAUCCCGAAGGUUAUGAACUUGUCUUUGGUCCUACGAAUGGUGCCAACAAUGCCCCAGGUUACAUGGGCUUCGCCUUCCUCGACAGAUACGAUGUCGACGCCUGCGCGCGAGAAUGCAAUAACCGCGGCCCCGAUGGCAAUGGUGGCGCCUGCCAAUACUUCAAUAUCUGGCGUGCUGUUGUCAACGGUGACCCAACCACGUACACGUGCAGUAUGUACUAUAUUGUGGCUGACGAGUCCACCGCUGUCAACACCGGCCAAGGCAAUCUCAAGGUCACCUUCUCCCGUGGCUACAAGCGCAAGAACUACGUCAUCGACGGAGGCUUUGAGGGGUACAAUGCAUGUAACGACUUCUGCUUCUCCGCCUCGUACUCCAACUGGAUCGGCACAAGUCCUCCUGGAGGCAGCCUCGACGCUACGAUUUUUUUCUACCCUCCCUAUGCGCACGCUGGAAAUGGUGUAGCGUUGCUGGGAUCCGCGACUGGCGCCGACAACCUCCCCGGAACUCUUACCCCUACCCAUCCUCUCAACACCGUCACCGGAAAGGCGUACCUCAUCACGUUCUUCCACGCCAGUGCGUUCUCCGGCCCGGUUCUCGAGGCAGAUGCGUUCGUUGACAUUCUUUGGAAUGGCAACAUCGUGACCACUAUUCGUCCGGGAUUCUCAAACUGGCAGUACUACCAAUUCCAGGUUACUGGAGCUGGUAAUGAUGUCCUUGCUUUCCAUGGCGGCAAGGCUCCUGCCUGGUCCUUCCUUGACGACAUUCAUGUCUUUGAAAUCUAA
Messenger RNA from Cyclocybe aegerita, 1479 nucleotides. Lineage: Eukaryota; Fungi; Basidiomycota; Agaricomycetes; Agaricales; Hemipholiotaceae. The record is from the annotation of a GenBank genome assembly.